Molecule: messenger RNA, 1491 nt
Organism: Rhea pennata
Lineage: Eukaryota; Metazoa; Chordata; Aves; Rheiformes; Rheidae
Product: loricrin-like
Exons: 4
Coding region: 1-1491 (496 amino acids)
Source: RefSeq, a predicted model, not a curated record
AUGUGCUCCCGACAGAACUCUGGAGGCUGCCAUGAAACAUCCUCCCAGUCCAGGGGAUGCCACAGUCGGGGCUCGUCCUGCCGUGGGGCAAGUUCCUCCAGCUACCAAGCACUGGGCUCUUCUUCCUGCGGAACUGGAGGAUCCUCAGGCUAUGGCAUUGGAGGAGGCUACAGCGGUGGAUCAGGCCAAAAGAUCAUUGGGAGCUCUGGAGGUGGAGGAGGUGGCUCAUCCGGAUGCUGCAGUGGGGGAUCCAGUGGUGGGUCCUCAGGAGGCAAGAUCAUCAUAGCAGGAGGGGGGAGCAGUGGAGGAUCAUCCGGGUGCUGCAGCGGAGGAUCCUCAGGCUAUGGCAUCGGAGGAGGCUAUAGUGGUGGAUCCAGCCAAAAGAUCAUUGGGAGCUCUGGAGGUGGCUCAUCCGGAUGCUGCAGUGGAGGAUCCAGUGGUGGGUCCUCAGGAAGCAAGAUCAUCAUAGCAGGAGGGGGGAGCAGUGGAGGAUCAUCCGGGUGCUGCAGCGGGGGAUCCUCAGGCUAUGGCAUCGGAGGAGGCUAUAGUAGCUCAUCCGGAUGCUGCAGUGGGGGAUCCAGUGGUGGGUCCUCAGGAGGCAAAAUCAUCAUAGCAGGAGGGGGGAGCAGUGGAGGAUCAUCCGGGUGCUGCAGCGGGGGAUCCUCAGGCUAUGGCAUCGGAGGAGGCUACAGCGGUGGCAGUGGGGGAUCAGAGCAGAAGAUCAUUGGGAGCUCUGGAGGUGGCUCAUCCGGAUGCUGCAGUGGGGGAUCCAGUGGUGGGUCCUCAGGAGGCAAGAUCAUCAUAGCAGGAGGGGGGAGCAGUGGAGGAUCAUCUGGGUGCUGCAGCGGGGGAUCCUCAGGCUAUGGCAUCGGAGGAGGCUAUAGUGGUGGAUCCAGCCAAAAGAUCAUUGGGAGCUCUGGAGGUAGCUCAUCCGGAUGCUGCAGUGGGGGAUCCAGUGGUGGGUCCUCAGGAGGCAAGAUCAUCAUAGCAGGAGGAGGGAGCAGUGGAGGAUCAUCCGGGUGCUGCAGCGGAGGAUCCUCAGGCUAUGGCAUCGGAGGAGGCUACAGCGGAGGCAAAAUCAUCAUAGCAGGAGGGGGGAGCAGUGGAGGAUCAUCCGGGUGCUGCAGCGGAGGAUCCUCAGGCUAUGGCAUCGGAGGAGGCUACAGCGGUGGCAGUGGGGGAUCAGAGCAGAAGAUCAUUGGGAGCUCUGGAGGUGGCUCAUCUGGAUGCUGCAGUGGGGGAGCCAGUGGUGGGUCCUCAGGAGGCAAGAUCAUCAUAGCAGGAGGGGGGAGCAGCGGAGGAUCAUCUGGAUGCUGCAGUGGAGGAUUCAGCAGCGGCAGUUCCUCAGGCCACACAAUCAUCAGCAGCUCCGGAGGAGGCAGCGGAGGGUCCUCCCAGUCCAUGCAGCAGAAAUGCCCCAUUGUCAUUCCCAACAUUGAAUCCCAACAAACCAAGCAGGCCUGCCACUGGCCCCCCAGCCACCACAAGUAA